AUGAGUAAUAAUAAUAAUAAUCACAAUCCAUUUCUAUUACAUAAAAGAAUAUGCGAAAAUAAUAGAGAUGAAGUAGUAGAACUAUUAAAGAUUCCCUUUUAUCGAGAGAAUAUUGAUUUAAGAGAUGCUCAUGGUUAUCCUCCUUCACAUUAUGCUGCUCAUUUUGGUUAUGUCGAAUUAUUAGCAAUACUAAUUGAAAAUGGAGCAGACCCAACAAGAAAGAGUACAAUGGGAUGGUCACUUGUUCAAGAGGGAAUAGGUAGAAGAGACAGAGAAGUUAUUUCAUACCUAUUACAACAUACUAAAAAGAAGAUACACGAUGAAUUUAAAAAGAGAAAACCACAAUUGUUAAAAGCUCUCUCUGAAAUACCUGAUUUUGAAAUGGGUACGACAUAUAUAUAUUUAAAAAAGAUGUACAUUAAAAACAUUUAUAUUAACUUUCAUUUUAUUUCUUUAGAAAUUCAUUGGGAAUUUAAAAGUUGGGUACCAUUGGUUAGUAGAUUUUGUCCAUUUGAUACCUAUAAAAUAUAUAAAAAAGGAUCAUCUUUUCGUGUAAAUACAACGAUUGUAGGAGUAGAAGGUAUUACUUUUAAAAGAGGUCAAUUAUCUUUUAUGUUUAUUGGUGAUAAAAAGAGAUUGGUAACAGUUGAUUUUGGCAAAAAAGAAUACGCAGAAGUAUCAUUAUUAAAUGUAGAUGAAAACAAUGUAGAUGAUGAGGUGGAUUUAUUAAUGAAUAGUAAAAGUAUUACAAGAGUAAAAUUACUACAAGACGAUAUCAAAUUUGAAGCCGCCAAGUCUUGGUUUGGUUAUGAAAAGUUUGAAAAGAUUGGAGGCGAUCAAGAAUGGAAUUGUCAAUUGUUUAAUGUAUCAAAUGUAGAUUUGAAAAUAAUCUCUAGAAAGAAUUCAAAGGACAAGGGAGCAAACGAUAAAAACAACAAAAAACAUAAAGAGAUUGAGGAUGUAGGCGGAGGAGGAGUAGAAACUUCAACCACCAAUACUGGCAUCUCAGAGACUGGUCGUAGCGAUUUAAAUUCUCCAGAAAAAAACUCAGAGACAAUGAAAGAAUAUAUUGCUAGAAAUCACGACCUAGCAAUGAAACAAAAGGCUAGAGAAAGUACAAUGCGUAACAAAGUCAAUGCAAAAGAUUAUUUUGAAGUCCCAGACUCGUUUGACAUUAACGUACCAAUUACAGAUAAAUCUAAAUUCAAAUCAUUGGGUUUAUUAUGUGAUGGUGAAUCUGUAAAUGUUAAACAUAAAAAUUUUCAAGGAUGUGUUUGGAUUUCAAAUGAAUUCCCAAGAAAGAUUACAGAUUUAUUACCAAUUUUUGAAGUAUUGACACCAACCAACAAAUUAUUUAGUCGAUUGUCUGAAUUUAUUUCUCUAAAAUUCCCAAUGGAAGGGUUCCCAGUUAAAUUGGACUUUCCUGUUGUACCAACUAUUACAGCCACUGUAACAUUUAACAACUAUAUCGAAAAAGAAAUAGAUCCACAACAUUUUGAAAUUCCGGUUGAUUUUAUCAAAAAGAAAGAUUUAUUUUCAAACAAUAAUUAG
Cavenderia fasciculata is the source of this 1551-nucleotide messenger RNA. RefSeq lists its product as uncharacterized. Gene Ontology annotation, molecular function: protein binding. Lineage: Eukaryota; Evosea; Eumycetozoa; Acytosteliales; Cavenderiaceae. The record is from RefSeq and is a predicted model, not a curated record. The transcript has 4 exons. Bases 1 to 1551 code for a protein of 516 amino acids. Gene Ontology annotation, cellular component: cytoplasm.